CGUUGAAUCACGGAUUUAACGUCGACCAAUCGAAGAGCUGUUUACAUAAACCAAUACCGAUGUAAGAUUCAGUCGUACUUCUCGGGUUGGAGUAGACGACACAUAAGUUGAGAAAUUACGUGGGAAAGGUUGUACUUAGAGGAUCGACGCACGUUCAUCAAAAUGAGCGAAGAGACUGCGGAGUUCCGCCUACCGAUCAUUGACCUUGACAAGGCCAAGGUCGACAAGCAGGCGGUGGCAGCUCAGGUGGUCGACGCACUGGAAAACAUAGGCUUCCUAUACGUCGACAACAUCCACGGUAUCGAUUUUGACAAGUUGAUGGAGUGUUGCACGUGGUUCUUCGGUCAGACAAAGGAGGCGAGAGAGUCGCUGAUGAGAAAGCAUUGGAAACCGGAAAACAAGAACGUCUAUCGCGGAUAUUUCCCUGUGGUCGAAGGCGAGCCUAGUCGCAAGGAGGGGUUCGAGUUUGGGCGAGACAUUGACCCUAAUGACCCGACUGUCCAGCCAGGAAACUGGUUUUAUGAGCCGUCUGUUUGGCCAAAAGAGGAUGGGUCAUUUCCGUUCAAGGAGAUUUUGCUGAACUGUUACGAGAUCUUACACAACGCCAGUCUGGAUGUUUUGCGACUAGCAGCAGUCGGUCUGGGGAUCGACGAGCACUCAUUCGAUCCCAUAUUCGCUGACCGACCAGUCACAACUUUCCGUAUUAUGCAUUACCCUCCCUGGAACGGCGUUCCGCCGGAAAACGCAAAGAUUGAAGACGGUAAGAUCGUAACCACACCGGACCACACUGACUCCAACUUCCUUACAAUGUUGUACACGUUCCACUAUACGGGGCUGGAGGUGUUAACGGCGGAUGGGAAGUGGAGUGCUCCGGAACCGCGACCCGGUAGCUUCGUCAUGAACAUUGGGGACGUCUUCUCCCGCAUGAUGGGCGGGAGGUUCAAGGCCACUCGCCAUCGCGUUAUAGACAUUGGAGUCGACCGGUACUCCGUGCCUUUCUUUUUUGAGCCGUCGUAUGACGGCGACAUUGGGGUGAAUUUCAUGACACUGGCCACGGGCCAAGGGCCGGAACAUAAAGUGGAAAAAUACGGACCAUGGAUGAUUCAGCAAGUGAAAUAUAUCAAAAAGUACUUUGAAUACAAAGUGUUACCAGAGUUUUGAGAUGUUGCUUGGCGAUACAUGCUGCAACUUUCGUGUUCAAUUACUAAAUUUCAAUAUGUUACUUUUAAUAAAGAGCAAUGCAAUACCAUCAAAGAAUAUACAUCUUCCAAAUGUGUACUCUAUGAAUACAUUUUAGUGUUUAGUGAUGUUGCAUACAUUCUAACAUACAUUCACUUAUAAAGAAAUGUAAGACAUUUUAAUAUGUAUAUAAUCAUUUUUGUCAUAUCAUUUUAUUAAAUAAAUGAUUGUAAAAGAAAAUGCAUUAAACAUUAUACUUCUACAAAUUGUAUCAACAAUUAACAUUUUUUGUAAUAGUUGUGUUAGUUGUAUUACAUAUGACAAUAACGAUGGUUUAAAAUGAAAUACAAAGUGCAAAUUACAUUUUAAAAUUAUAUUUACCGCCAAUAAACGAAAGUGUGUAUUGAGAAAUAUCGCAAACUGUAUAUGUACAUUUCAGCGAGAUAAAUCACAAGUUACGACCAACGUAUUCAUGUACACGUGCUAUAUCUUAUUAAACGCUGGUUUACUUAACUUGUUAGACUUUACUAUAUCAACAAUACUGAAGUGGCUGGCUCAUGUAUUUUACAGGCUGAUUAUUUACUGAUAUAUUUUGUGUUACUGAACAAUUAAAACGAAUGCAAAGCAUUACCAAGUGCCUCUGUAAUUAUGGCAUUGUAAGUAUUACCACGUUGACUGCGGCUGCAACUACUUCUAGUAUUAAUACUGCAACAGCAGGUGUUAUUACUAUUUUUCCAGCGCCCUCGAAAUAUAAACCUGACCUAUAUUUGUAUUCAACCAUAUUACAUCAGUAUAAAUUAUGGUGAAUAAUAAACUAUAUAAAAAUA
Dreissena polymorpha is the source of this 2006-nucleotide messenger RNA. RefSeq lists its product as uncharacterized. The transcript is spliced from 2 exons. Lineage: Eukaryota; Metazoa; Mollusca; Bivalvia; Myida; Dreissenidae. The record is from RefSeq and is a predicted model, not a curated record. The coding region runs from base 163 to 1161 and encodes 332 amino acids. Gene Ontology annotation, molecular function: dioxygenase activity.